This is a messenger RNA of Daphnia pulex (common water flea), 6008 nucleotides long. RefSeq lists its product as uncharacterized. The record is from RefSeq and is a predicted model, not a curated record. The transcript has 6 exons. Lineage: Eukaryota; Metazoa; Arthropoda; Branchiopoda; Diplostraca; Daphniidae. The coding region runs from base 1110 to 5474 and encodes 1454 amino acids.
CACAACCCAUCCGUGCGAAAGGAGCGUGUCGUGCCGCUCCAAAGGCCAUUUUCAUAUAUUUUUUUUUUCUGAUUAAUUUAUUUCUUUUGAAAUUUUGUUUCCAUCGAGAUUGCGUCGUGGAGGAGGAGGACCAGAAAAAAUCCAUCAGGUCCGUAUCAGCCGGUUUCAUUACGGAUUAGAGUCGCUACGCCUCUCUAAUGGUCCCUCACAGCACAGCACACACACACACUGAUGGCUGAGCCAAAACUUUCACUCCCGAGUUUUGCUCGACUUGAUAAUCUCAAAGAUUUGGAAAUGAUGAUGAAAAUGGAUGGCGGCGAUGGAGGAGGUAGUUGUAGGAGGAGAUGGAGAGAUAUUCAAUUAGCACCGGCGACUGGACCCCGGACCGACUGGACCGGACUAACCAAUUUGGUGGUUACGGUGGAAGGGAGAACAACAGCGCGGGCGAUUCAUCAUCCAAUCUGCCCCAAGUUCAAUGAGCCGUGCGGGCAUGGCCCCCUUUGAGCUUUUUUUUUCUCCUCUUCUCCUGACAUGCUCGUCACGUUUUCCCUCUUUUUCCGAUGGGGGGGGGAGGAGGGUGUUCCACGCACAGCGGCCACAAUCUCCAAAAGUUUGCGUGAGUUCCAGCAAUGAAACAACAGCCAAACAAAAUCAUCGCCUUCCAGAAAUAUCAAAAAAACGGUAGAGCAGGAGGAGCCGAAAGGGGACAGGUUAUAUGAUGUGUCGUCUGGUCCUACUGCUGCUGACGCUCGAUGACGUCUAUAGUGGCAUAGUGCUGGGGCUUCCAGUCCUUCCAUCUCCUUCCAGUCAGCUCGGGAAAGAAAAUAGAACCUGCAACCGCGUCCGACUCCGGUUCUGCUACACCGGAGAAAAGGAAAAAUAUCGUCGUUUGGUUGUAGUGCCUACUCCUCUGCGGCCGGAAGAGAGAGAGAGAGAGAAUAGACUUGAGUGGUUUCCCUCAUUUCUCUCCUUCAACGUCCGUCGCUGUCCGUUCCGGCGGCUGUAACCCAACACACGCGGAAACCGCAGCGACGCGCCAUCGUUUUUGUCAAUAGAGUCCGACCAACUUUCUCCGGCGAUUGUAAGAAAAAAGAGAAAAACGAAAAAAAAUGGGCAAUACAAACUCGUCACCUCGCUACCGAUCGCGCAGUCCGGAUCCGUCGUCGCUGGAUCAGACUUGGAACAACAGUUAUCCGAAAGCCGAGCGCGAGCGCAGUAACCGAUCGCAGUGGCAACAACAACAACAACAGUCUCAACACCACCAACAACAACAACACCAACCAAAUCAAGCGAAACAAAAGCAUUCGGCAGGAGGUUAUCCGGCAUCAUCGGCUUCCGGUAGCGGCGUCAUGGUCAACGGCCACCUCAAUUCCGCUCACUACGAUCAAUUCGAACAGGAAUGCAUCCAGCACCAGCAGCAGCAGAACCACCACCAGUCGAAAUUAUCGGAUCAACAGCCUCUACGCUUCGCCAGAUACGGACCGGGUGUUGCGGAGGCUCCUGUCCAGCAAGCCAAGAAGAUUCGGGUCUUGCCCAUGGCAGCCAACGGGGCCACGGGCACUACCGGAGUGGGCGCCGUCAAGUUAAGAGCUACCGAUAAUGGUCUGGCCCUGCAGAAAGUCGGGACUCUUCACAUCGCCAAUCGCAACAAGUUGACCGAGUUGAAUCACAACCUCAUCGUCGCCGAUCAACCCGAGCCGCCCAUCAUCCCCAACCUCCUGGCCAACGUCGCCGACGAGAUGCGGAGUCCGACGCCGGAUUACGACGCCAACAACAAGCAGCAGCGCUCGUCCAGCGGCAGCCGAAAACCCUCAAAGAGCAAGAAGAAUUCCAAAGCCAAAGCUCCCAACACGGCCCCGUCCACUCCGGCGGCUUCGGCCAAGUCCGGCAGCAGCAGUCGAGUGGAUCACGACGGCCAGCAGCCGACCAGCGGAGGGGGCAAAUCGAGUGGACGCGGUAAACUGCGGCUCUUCAAAACUAAAUCGACCGAUGGCAAAGCGGCCGACUCGGAGAACGGACGCAUCCGGGCUCGCAGUAUGGAAUAUCUCCGUGCGGAUGUGGCCGACGAGACGCAGGAAGUCCGCCGUCGUCACAACAACAGCCGGGAAGAUCUGUCGGGCGACGAAUCUCUGCUGGCCUUCAUAAAAAACGGCCCAGUGACGGUUUUCAGCAGCCAGAAGAAACUGAACGGAACCAUGACGGAUGACGACGAUUGGGAGGAGAUGCAUCCGUCGUCUUCCUUCGCACGAGUUCCGGCCGAACAGCAGGCAAACACCAGCAUCAACAGCAACAACAACAACAACAACAACAGCAAGCCACAACAGUUUUACUUUGGAAUGGCACCGGGUGAUGUCGCCGUAGCCGCCGGCCCGGCUGGCACUCCGGCCAGCACCGCCCAGUCGCUGGAUCUCGACGAGGAAAGUCGACGAGUGAUGGAAGAGUUUGACGCCGUGCUAGCGGAAAGCAAAAGCGGAAUCGAUCGGAAAUCGGAACAAGACGAGAAGGAAGUUGUCCGUCUUCGGCAGUCGACCAGGCGGGCGUCGAAAAGUGCCAGCAGCAGCAGCAGCAGCAGUUCCAACCAGCCAAGGCGCCACUCGUCAACUCCCCCGCCCGUCAUCCGCCACUCGUCCAGCAGUCGCCGGGCAACUCUACACGAAGACCAACUGGAUCACGACGACGAUUACGAUCAGGACAUUGCACUCAGUCUGAGACCCACCCUGCCCAAGAAACCUCAACAAUUGCCCAGAUUUUCGCCGUCGGCGGCCUGGAGGGCCCUGGGCCAGUCGGACAAUUACCACCAGCGCUCCAGCUCGAUGAGCAGCGUUAGCAACAACAAGCUCAACGCAUCCAGCAGCAAGGCCAGUGACAUGAGCGCCAUGGAUCUGAGCGACGAGGAGGAUGAAGAUGAGGACGUCAUGGAGGAGAGGAUCGCCAAGAACGCGCUCCGACCCGUGGCCCCGCAUCCGCCUCGCAUCUCCAACGAGAAAUCGGCCGAUUCCGGCAUUUCCGGCGACGCUGGCAGUCCAGAUGCGGCCAUGGUGGCCAGCGGUGGCGCCAGCGGUCGAGACAAGCCUCUGGCCAUGUCCUCGCCGGUGCCUCCGCAGCAGCAACGGAAUCAGUUGCAGAGCAACUGGACUCCGCAGCAGGAUCUAUUGGACGAUGACAGUAGCAACAGCAGCAGCGACGACGAGGCCGGCAAUCACAUGAAACGUGGCGCCCGCAACGGCUCCUGCUUCCCGUCCAGCAAACAGCGCAACUCGUUGGAUCCAACACCUCCCAAGAUCAUCCCGAAAUCUCAAAUGUUCAACGACUCUUCCAUGACGGAUCAGACGGGCGGAUCACGCUCCUCUUCCAUGUCCAAAGGAGGGCGCAAGUAUCGCAAACGGAACGAGACGGGCGGAAGCAGUCGGACCGGGGACGAAGGAACUGGCGGAUCCGCCGGCGCCGGGGCUCAUUGCAUUCCGCAAAAGUACAACAGUUUGCGCAAAUUGAAACGAUCCGUUUCCGGGGCUUUCGCUACGGCCUUCCGCCGGGGCAAAUGUUCGCCUUCCGACGACGACCACGACGACGAAGAGUGUGCGACUCGUGGGGGUCACCAUUCGUCCGGCAACAAUUGCGACGACGGCAACUGGAUGCUGAGCCGCAGCGCUCCCAAUUCGGUCCUCAACGGAUCUGUUGGCGGUGACGAUGGAUCGUAUCCGUCGAUCCGCAAAUUGCAGAGCCGCUCAGAGGCCGACCUUCUGGCCCAGCAAAGUCACGGUGGAUUCGUCCAUAUUGGCCAACAGUAUCCGGCCUACAGCCAGCCAUCCGUCUUGUCCACGCAGAGGAUCGUCUACUUGCCGCAAUACGAUUCGCGGAUCGUCUCUGCCCAUCAGCGCCAGCCGCGCCUGGGCCGCCCCGUGUCCAUGGACCAAUCGGACAUGAUGCGGCGAGCCAGGUCGGCGGAUGCGGUCUUCCUGGAAGCCAAGAAGCAAUCGGUCGGCCAGCGUUUGUUUGGCAGCGGCCAGUCGCCCGGUAGCAAGAAAUUCACGUUCCAGUCGACGGUGCGCGUCCACGAGAAGCGUCUGCUGGAGGAGAAACUGUCGAAAGAAGCGGAACACAAGGAGCGGAAGCGUCUGCAAGAGACGCAGGCCAUGCAGCGAGUGGAGGAGGAAUUCCAGAAGAAGAGAGCCAGGGAGAAGGCCAACAUCCGGCAGCAGUUGCGGGUACUCCAGCUGGAUCACUACAAACAUCAAGAACAGCUGAUGAUUCUACGAGAGCAGCAGCACCACCAGCAGCAGAGAAUCGCUCGGCUCGAUCCGGAAGGAGCUCCCUCUUCCAUUUCGCACCAUCGCACAUCGAGCGAUGAGCUUCCUGUCCAGCAGUCGCCGCCCGUAAGGAAAUCCGUGAACGCUCGAUCGACAGCUGCCGUCGAGUCUCGAGACAAGCGGAAGGAACCGACUAUUGUUACAUCGACUCCAGUUUCCGCCUUGCAGCAGUUGCGGAACAACCGGGGCAAAUCGAGCAACAUCCGUUCGGAAGACGUGGUCGAUUCCGCAAAGAAGAAGACGACGAUCCAGCCGCAAAUGGACUACCGUCGGGAAGUCAUCAACAGUUCACGUUCCCGAUCGGCUGCAAUCACCACUACUCAAUCUGGAAUUCCGGCCGGAACUUCGAACGGAGUCGCUCAAUUCGCUGAUCAGCGGCCGAAUAACAACAACCCCGAGCGCAAUAAUAACAACAACAACAACAACAGCAACGCCGUUGCCACUGCCGCCCAGCAGAAGAAGAAAUCCAGCAGCAACAUUUACAGACGGCUGGCCGAAAUCACGUCGGAAGAGGAGAGCAUCUCGUCUCCGCCCCCUGUCCCUACCAUUCUGGCCCGCUCUUCCAAUCCAUCGGGAAUGAAUGUCAAGCAGCCGGCCCCGCCUCAGUCCAGAUUGUCCGCCACGCCCGUCCAGCAGCACGUAGUCAGUAGCACCAACGGCAACCCAACUAUUAACAACGGCAAAGUGAUGACCCAAGAAUUGAGCGAAUACCGUCAAGAACGUCGCGAGUACCACGACUUCCGCAGUCCCCGUCUCCAUCAGCAGCAAUUGAUUACAUCCCCAGGUCGAUAUUAUGGAGCUGGACAGCCGGGCCACCGAGUGCUGCCGUCAUCGGCGGCAUCUUCGUCGACGUCUUCCGCAAUUUCCAACAAGAUGCAAUCGGAUAAUUACCGCUGGGACUUUGCUCACGGCGGACGUGGUGGACACCACAUGCCGGCCCAUCCUUCUGUCAUGAAAUCGACGCCGACGCCGCAGUCGGUUGCAACCUGGCAGCAUCACCACCACCAGGCCCAGCUGUUGCAGCAACAGCAGCAGCAGCCUCCAGUCUUUUCGUCAAGGCAACAGCAGCAGCAGGAUUACCAUCACCAUCAUCAUUUCUACAAGAUGGCAUCACCACCAGCCGAUGUCGUCAUGAUGCACAGGACGCCGCAGCAGCGCCACCACUAAUUUGAGCGACUAUUCCGGUAUAUCACAUACCAUGAAUUGAAUUGAAUAUCGGUCUUCCAUUUAUAGCUUUUGUACUUUUGAUUCUUUGUCUUUGUGUAAUUUAGAAAGAGAAAAAAAAACAGAAAUGUGUAGAUCUUCUUGUCGAGUGUUGAUGACUCCACAAUAAGUGCCUGUAGCCAAUCAAAAAACAGCAUAUGUGUCUUUUUUUUUUUUUAAAUUACGCUGGCGAAAACGACGAAAUGAAAUGUGCGGUGAAAAAAAAAUGGCUUUAAAAAUGGUUUAUAAAUUCUGUUUUCUACUACGAUUUGCGCCCGUCGUCCCCAAUUUUUCCUUCAGUUUACAACAAAACAAUCAACCAAAAAUAAAAACAGAAAAGACAUUUUUUUUUACAGUUUUUUGUCAAAGUGUCGGAUGUUCUUUUUUGUUGUCGCUCCCGUUUGACCGUUUAUGUUGUACAGAAUGACAAUGCUGUUUGUAUACAUUUAUAUAGCAGACUAUCUCCAUUCAAUACAUUUGAAAUCCAUUUCGCUCUAA